This is a messenger RNA of Maylandia zebra (zebra mbuna), 3123 nucleotides long. It is a transcript of the gene xk, whose product is annotated as X-linked Kx blood group (McLeod syndrome). The record is from RefSeq and is a predicted model, not a curated record. Lineage: Eukaryota; Metazoa; Chordata; Actinopteri; Cichliformes; Cichlidae. Gene Ontology annotation, cellular component: membrane.
GCACUGGAGAGCGCAGCGCUUCUUGCGCCCCCAGCAGUCUCUCCCCGGGACAACACUUGGCUGUGAACCUGUCCCGCCUGCCUCACAUAUCGCAGACAAGCUGCUGCUCCUGCGGCGGCGUUCCUCCAACACUCCAACCGACGACUCGGUGGUUUCGUUAUGGACGUGCAGACUCUGAGCGAAGCAGCGCGCCGCAUUCCCCAAAUGGCGGAGUGAGUGAGGAUGCGAUUCCCCAGUUCCAUCUUUGUGUCGGUGUCUCUGUUCACGGCCGAGACCACGGCAGCGCUGUACCUCAGCUCCACGUACCGCUCCGCCGGAGACCAGAUCUGGCAGGGGCUCACACUCCUCUUCACGCUCGUACCGUCCGUGCUCGUGCAGCUCACCCUCACCUUCAUCCACCGGGACCUGAGCAGAGACAGACCGCUCAUUCUGCUGUUGCACAUCUUGCAGCUCGGUCCCAUCGUCAGGUGUCUGGAGGCCUUCUGCAUCUACGGCAGCGUGGGCCGCGUGGAGGAGCCUUAUGUCAGCAUCACGAGAAAGAAGCAGAUGCCCCGCAGGGGUCAGGCAGAGGAGGUGGAGCGGCAGGUUGGGCAGGCAGAGGGGAAACUGUUUACGCACCGAGCGGCCUUUGCCCGCACCUCUGUCAUUCAGGCCUUCCUGGGAUCAGCCCCCCAGCUCACGCUGCAGCUCUACAUCUGCGUCCUGCAACAAGGGGUGUCCAUCGGAAGAGGCACACUGAUGGUGAUCUCCCUCCUGUCCAUUGUGUAUGGAGCCCUGCGCUGCAACAUAUUGGCCAUCAAGAUCAAAUAUGAUGACUAUGAAGUGGACGUCCGGCCUAUGGCUUAUGUUUGCAUAUUCCUGUGGCGAAGCUUUGAGAUCGCCACUCGCGUUGUGGUUUUGGUCCUGUUCAGUUCGGUGCUCCAGCUUUGGAUCCUGCCCGUGGUUCUGCUGAACUUCCUCGUUUUCUUCCUCUACCCCUGGAUCCUGUUCUGGCAGAGCCACUCCCCUUUCCCUGAGAAUAUAGAAAAAACUCUGACCAGAGUGGGAACCACCAUCGUGCUUUGCAUGCUCACGUUCCUCUACGCUGGCAUCAACAUGUUCUGCUGGUCUGCCGUGCAGGUGAAACUCAGUGACCCAGACCUCAUCAACAAGUCCCAGAACUGGUAUCGCAUGGCCGUGUACUACAUGUUGCGUUUUGUGGAAAAUGCCUCGCUGCUCUUGCUCUGGUACAUCUAUAAAACAGACAUCUACAAGUUCAUCUGUGCCCCGCUGCUGGUGCUGCAGCUGCUGGUAGCCUACGCCAUCGCCAUCUUUUUCAUGCUGGUCUUCUACCAAUUCUGCCACCCAUGUCGGAGGCUCUUCUCCUCCAGCAUGACCCAGGGCCUUUGGGAUUGCUCCUCACUUCUCUGCCUGAUGUGCAGCUCUGGCUCUCCACAGAACCGGCCCAUGAUGAAGGAGGCCCCGACCCCAUCUGCGCCAAAAGAGCCAGCCACACAGCGGCCCCACGACACAGCCAGCGACAGCACAGACGACAUGCCUAACGACACGACGUAUGACAUGCUCAAUGACACCACCUUCGACACGCCGAACGAAAUGGACAGCAACAUAGGAGGUGGAAUAAAUGGCGACAUUAGACACGGUGUACCCUGCACCGUUUAACGCAUCAGAAUUAUUCUUACGUGCCAUUAAGAGGACAUUAUCUAACCUUCUUUAAUCUUUUUAAGUGCCACAUGGAUCCCUCAUACAUCCAUUGCAAUUCUACAUGAAGCAAAUGUGUCCUUAACGUGAGAGCUAUCCUUGCUGUAAACGCGCAGCCUGUCUUAUCAGACUACAUGCCAACAAUUCAUCCUGCAGCCUUUAAAACCAAGAAAAAACCCACAGGCACCAUCACCUCACUCUCUUCUUUAGGUUCGGAGACCGUGUCCACGUAUAUGCUGCAUUUACUGAUCACAAGGAGCCAAUGCAUUUGAAGUGAUUGUAUUUAGUGUCUCUUUGGCAUGGAGGCGUGCAUGUGUGGAGCCUCAGACGAGGUGUAACUGGUUACUCUGCAGAGGAGGGGGAGAGCCGGCCCCGUGCUAGUUUUUUUGGCCACAAUUAUGCUUUUGUACUCCUUAAUAAGAGCUUUAAGAUUAAUACGCGCUGCUUUCGUGAUGUGCUCGUGUUUGAUGAUGAGAUGUUAAUCGCCACACGUUGUAAAAGAGCCUGUUCCAUCGCCAGACAUACUGUUACUGUAAAGCACGGACAUUCCCAAUGGCUUUUGCACGUUUACACAAAAAAAGAAAGGACUUUGGUGGUUUGGUUCAUUUUUUGAGCAGCAGCAGCUGUAGUGAUGUGCUUUGUUUGGAUGUAUUUGCAUUUUCCUUUUCUUAUUUUCGCCUAUUAUGUCUGUCAACUGUGUUUCUGUCUGUCUGUCUCUUUAGUUGGAAAAUUUACACUGAGUGCACGCGAAACAUUUACUGUAUCUAACUGAAAAAGAGUCUGUGUUUUGAACUGUUAAAAGUAUUUAUUCUUAUUUCAACCUUUAAUGUACUAAGAAAGCAAGAGAUAGAGAGAGAAUGUGAUUGUGGUUGUUUUUGCACUAACUACUUUUUGCAACGUGUCUGCAGAGAGAUGAUGACCUCGGGAAUCACAUGAAUGCUUCUUAUGUUUGUACAAAUAAGAAAAGCACUGUUUAAGCCAAAAAAAAUUAAUAUACACAUCAAACAUACAGAGACACAAAAGGAGGCACUGAAAAUAUGAAGUCGUACUUUAAAAAAAAAAAGAAAUUAAAUUUAUAUUUAUAUGUGAAUAUUGUCUUGCAUUAUUUUGAUCUGUCACGCAAUGUGAAUCUGUGCUGACCUCUAGUGGUUGAUCAGUGAAACUGCCUGUUUUAGCAAAUCCUCGUUUGCAGAUGACUAGUGAAUUUUGCUCUAUCCUGACUUACUGAAGUGACCUGGGAGGGAUCUGUGUGGCUAGUGGGAUGCUCUAAAUGCAAAUUAAAGGCACCCACUGUUUACUUAAUUAUCUACUUUAGCAAAGGUGCAUUGGCACACCCUUUAUAAAAGACUUCUUUUCAGUGGGUUGGAGGUGGACACAGAGAAAAUCAGGAUAUUUAAUCAGAAAUAAAAAUAAAUUUGACGUAAA